Molecule: messenger RNA, 4183 nt
Organism: Camelina sativa (false flax)
Lineage: Eukaryota; Viridiplantae; Streptophyta; Magnoliopsida; Brassicales; Brassicaceae
Product: protein BRASSINOSTEROID INSENSITIVE 1
Biological process (GO): protein phosphorylation
Molecular function (GO): ATP binding; protein kinase activity; receptor serine/threonine kinase binding
Source: RefSeq, a predicted model, not a curated record
GUAACAUGGCAUGUGAGUGCACAGCUGUGACCACUCUUCCCUUCACCAUUUGAUAAAUACCUUCUUCCAUCUUCCUGCUUCUGUCUUUUGACUCUCUCCUCUCUCUCUCCUCUCUUUAAGCUUUUCUAAAUCUCUCUCUCUCUCUCGCGAACUUCCACUUCCCAUCUCUAAUGGUGGAACCAAAACCCUAGAUCCCCCCUCCCCCUUUCAUCUUCUCUACUUCAACACCUUUCUCUCUAAAAAAAAAUCUGAGAAUGAAGACUUUUCCAAGCUUCUUUCUCUCUGUAACAACUCUCUUCUUCUUCUCCUUCUUCUCUCUUUCAUUUCAAGCCUCACCAUCUCAGUCUUUGUACAGAGAAAUCCAUCAGCUUAUAAGCUUCAAAAACGUUCUUCCUGACAAGAAUCUUCUCCCAGACUGGUCUUCCAACAAAAACCCGUGUACUUUCGAUGGCGUCACUUGCAGAGACGACAAAGUUACUUCGAUUGAUCUCAGUUCAAAGGCUCUCAACGUCGGAUUCAGUGCCGUGGCUUCAUCACUCAUGUCUCUCACUGGAUUAGAGUCUCUGUUUCUCUCAAACACACACAUCAACGGCUCCAUCACUGGCUUCAAAUGCUCUGCUUCUUUGACCAGUUUGGAUCUAUCAAGAAACUCUCUUUCGGGUCCUGUAACGACUCUAACAAGCCUUUCUUCUUGCUCUGGCUUGAAAUAUCUCAACGUCUCCUCGAACACACUCGAUUUCCCCGGGAAAGUUUCAGGUGGGUUGAAGCUAAACAGCUUGGAAGUUCUGGAUCUUUCUUCGAAUUCACUCUCCGGAGCCAACGUCGUCGGUUGGGUUCUCUCCGAUGGGUGUGGAGAGUUGAAACACUUUGCGAUUAGCGGAAACAAAAUCAGUGGUGACGUUGAUGUCUCUCGUUGCUUGAAUCUCGAGUUUCUCGAUGUCUCUUCCAACAAUUUCUCAACUGGGAUCCCUUUCCUCGGAGAUUGCUCUGCUCUCCAACAUCUCGACAUCUCCGGCAACAAAUUGUCCGGCGAUUUCUCUCGUGCUAUCUCUACUUGCACGGAGCUCAAGUCGUUGAACGUCUCCGGCAACCAAUUCGCCGGACCAAUCCCUUCGCUACCGCUCAAAAGCCUCCAGUACCUCUCUCUGGCUGAGAACAAAUUCACCGGCGAGAUCCCUGAGUUUCUCUCCGGCGCGUGUGAUACACUCACUGGACUCGAUCUCUCUGGAAACGAUUUCCACGGUACGGUUCCUCCGUUCUUCGGUUCUUGUCCACUUCUGGAGUCACUCGUCUUGUCGAGUAACAACUUCUCCGGCGAUUUACCGAUGGAUACGUUGCUGAAGAUGAGAGGACUCAAAGUACUCGAUCUGUCCUUCAACCAGUUCUCAGGCGAAUUACCGGAGUCUCUGACGAAUCUGUCCGCUUCGUUGCGAACGCUAGAUCUCAGCUCCAACAAUUUCUCCGGCUCGAUUCUUCCUAAUCUUUGCCGGAACCCUAAAAGCACUCUCCAGGAGCUUUACCUUCAGAACAAUGGCUUCACCGGGAAGAUCCCACCGACAUUAAGCAACUGUUCCGAGCUCGUUUCGCUUCAUCUAAGCUUCAAUUACCUCUCAGGGACAAUCCCGUCGAGCUUAGGCUCUCUACUGAAGCUUCGAGAUCUGAAGCUAUGGUUGAAUAUGUUAGAAGGAGAGAUCCCUCAGGAGCUCAUGAAUGUGAAGUCGUUAGAGACUCUCAUCCUCGACUUCAACGACUUAACCGGUGAAAUCCCUUCCGGUUUAAGUAACUGUACCAAUCUGAACUGGAUUUCUUUGUCGAAUAACCGAUUAACCGGUCAAAUCCCAAAGUGGAUCGGCCGGUUAGAGAAUCUCGCCAUCCUCAAGCUAAGCAACAAUUCCUUCUACGGGAACAUACCGGCUGAGCUCGGUGACUGCAGAAGCUUAAUCUGGCUCGAUCUCAACACCAAUUCCUUCAACGGAACCAUCCCUGCUGAGAUGUUCAAACAAUCCGGUAAAAUCGCUGCCAAUUUCAUCGCCGGGAAGAGGUAUGUUUACAUCAAAAACGAUGGGAUGAAGAAAGAGUGUCACGGAGCUGGUAAUUUGCUUGAGUUUCAAGGAAUUAGACCGGAGCAGCUUAACCGGGUUUCGACUAGGAACCCUUGUAAUUUCACCAGAGUGUAUGGGGGUCACACUUCGCCGACGUUUGAUAACAACGGUUCGAUGAUGUUUCUGGAUAUGUCUUAUAACAAGUUGUCUGGUUACAUACCUAAGGAGAUUGGUUCGAUGCCUUAUCUGUUUAUUCUCAAUUUGGGUCAUAAUUUUAUAUCCGGUUCGAUUCCUGACGAGGUAGGUGAUCUCAGAGGUUUAAACAUUCUUGAUCUUUCAAGCAAUAAUCUCGAUGGGAGGAUCCCUCCGGCUAUGUCAGCGCUUACUAUGCUUACGGAGAUUGAUUUGUCCAACAAUAAUUUAUCUGGUCCGAUUCCUGAGAUGGGUCAGUUCGAGACUUUUCCACCGGCUAAGUUCUAUAACAAUUCUGGUCUCUGUGGUUAUCCGCUUCCGCGGUGUGAUCCUGCAAACGCAGAAGGGUAUGCACACCAUCAGAGAUCUCAUGGAAGGAGAACGACGUCUCUUGCGGGUAGUGUGGCGAUGGGGUUGUUGUUCUCUUUUGUGUGUAUAUUCGGGUUGAUACUUGUUGGUAGAGAGAUGAGGAAGAGACGGAGAAAGAAAGAGGCUGAGUUGGAGAUGUACGCUGAAGGGAAUGGUAACUCUGGUGAUAGAACCGCUAACAACACGAAUUGGAAGCUGACUGGUGUGAAAGAAGCCUUGAGUAUCAAUCUUGCUGCUUUCGAGAAGCCGUUGAGGAAACUCACGUUUGCUGAUCUUCUUCAGGCUACAAACGGUUUCCAUAACGAUAGUCUGAUUGGAUCAGGUGGGUUUGGAGAUGUUUACAAAGCGAUUUUGAAAGAUGGAAGCGCGGUGGCUAUCAAGAAACUUAUUCACGUUAGCGGUCAAGGUGACAGAGAGUUCAUGGCUGAGAUGGAAACGAUUGGAAAGAUCAAACAUAGAAACCUCGUUCCGCUUCUUGGUUACUGCAAGGUUGGAGACGAGCGGCUUCUUGUGUAUGAGUUCAUGAAGUAUGGAAGUUUGGAAGAUGUUUUGCACGACCCCAAGAAAGCUGGUGUGAAACUAAACUGGUCCACACGGCGGAAGAUCGCAAUUGGAUCAGCUAGAGGACUUGCUUUUCUUCACCAUAACUGCAGUCCUCAUAUCAUCCACAGAGACAUGAAAUCUAGCAAUGUGUUGCUUGACGAAAACUUGGAAGCUAGGGUUUCAGAUUUCGGCAUGGCAAGGCUGAUGAGCGCGAUGGAUACUCAUUUAAGCGUCAGUACGUUAGCGGGUACACCGGGUUACGUACCUCCCGAGUAUUACCAAAGUUUCAGGUGUUCAACAAAAGGAGACGUCUACAGUUACGGUGUGGUCUUACUCGAGCUACUCACGGGUAAAAGACCGACAGAUUCACCGGAUUUCGGAGAUAAUAACCUUGUCGGAUGGGUGAAACAGCAUGCGAAACUGCGGAUAAGCGACGUGUUUGAUCCGGAGCUAAUGAAGGAAGAUCCAGCGCUAGAGAUCGAGCUUUUACAGCAUUUAAAAGUUGCGGUUGCGUGUUUGGAUGAUCGGGCGUGGAGACGACCGACAAUGGUACAAGUCAUGGCGAUGUUUAAGGAGAUACAAGCAGGGUCAGGGUUAGAUUCGCAGUCGACGAUCGGAUCAGUAGAGGAUGGAGGAUUCAGUACAAUAGAGAUGGUUGAUAUGAGUAUAAAAGAAGUUCCUGAAGGGAAAUUAUGAAAAGUUAGAAACAGCAGAUUCUUUUGAACAUCAAUCAAAUCUAAAAGGGUCAGUCCGAUUUUCCUUGGGUCUAUUUUUUGUUGUAUUUUUCUACUAUAUUCUAAAAAAUGUAUGUAUGUAUCUAUGUUAUUUUUUUUUAUACAUAAGAUGGGGAUGUUCUUUUCUUUUCUUUUUUUUGGGGUUCGGUCGAAUUGGGGGGGGAUAGAGAUGGAGAAGAGAACUGAGUAAUAACUUUGUUAAGAAUAUGUAAAUAUACAGUCUUUUUUGUUUUGUUUGGUGAGGGGAAUUUGUAAUGUUUUUGUAGUUCCAUGGAAAUUUCUACGUUGCUGACGAAUUGAAUU